AUGAACAAUCUCUCUUUGUCAUCUUUGAAAAAACUUGACCAUGAAGAUGAACUUCUUCUUACUCUUUCACUUUCACCUACAACACCGAUGGAUAGUACUGCUCCACCCUUUUCAUUGCCUUUAAACUUUGUUAUACCACCGCCUCCGCCAUCGCCACCGCCACCUCCUACUCUUCUAUAUGAUAGUAACGUCAAUAUAGAAGAAAACAUUGCAGAAUCAAAUGUAACCCUAGUUUAUGAUCAGGUGAAUGAACCAUCAGGAGCUCGUAUGAGAGUUGGUUUAACAGCACGAACGCGAAGAAAAUCUACACCAUCUCUUAAAGAAGGAGAGAGUGAAACAAUCACUCCACCAUAUCCUUGGGCAACUUCGAAACGUGCCAUAGUACACACUCUCGAUUAUCUUAUAUCGAAUGGUAUUACUGUUAUAUCGGGUGAAGUUCAAUGCAAGAAAUGCGAACAACAAUAUCAAAUACAAUACGAUUUGCAAGAAAAAUUCAAAGAGAUAGCUACAUUCAUAUUAAAAACUAAGAGUGUUAUGCGUGAUAGGGCACCUAUUAUUUGGAUGAACCCUAAUCUUCCAAAUUGCAAAUAUUGCAACCAAAACAAUUGUGUUAAGCCAAUUAUAUCCGAGAGAAGGUCGUCAAUAAAUUGGCUAUUUUUGCUAUUAGGGAAAAUGAUUGGAUGUUGCAAACUUGAUGCAUUGAAAUAUUUUUGUAUGCAUACAAAGAAUCAUAGAACAGGUGCUAAAGAUCGACUUGUUUAUCUUACAUAUUUGGAGCUAUGUAAGCAAUUGGAUCCAGAAGGACCCUUUGAUCGAUAA
Nicotiana attenuata is the source of this 819-nucleotide messenger RNA. RefSeq lists its product as uncharacterized. The record is from RefSeq and is a predicted model, not a curated record. The transcript has a single exon. The coding region runs from base 1 to 819 and encodes 272 amino acids. Lineage: Eukaryota; Viridiplantae; Streptophyta; Magnoliopsida; Solanales; Solanaceae.